AUAUCCUUUUUUUGCAAUGUCAACCCCAUCUGACAGAUGAAGUAAAUAAAUAAUCCUGAAAAAAGGGGCAAUCAUCUGUACCGGGUGGCUAGCUGGCUGUACGGGGGUGGUGAUUCUUUCCGGUCGAACGAAACAAUUCACGGUUACUGUAAAUGUGAACAAUCCCGUGGAGUGCGUUGUUUUAAUUGCUUUUGUUUACCUCGGAGAGGAGACUCCCGAGAGCGCUCCUGUUUGGCUCGGAAGCUUCAAGGAUAAUUUGCCACCCCUACACCACCGUCGUCGAAGUACGUUUAGUGCUGUUACUACGUCAUCGUCAUAAUCUACUGGGGGAUUUUCACCUGAUUUAGCAAUGAUGUAAAUGAGCGAAAGCAUCCCCCCCUCAACACUACCGCCGGAUAUCGCUUCUACUGCAGCGAAACGGUAUUUGUUCUGUUUCAGGAUGAAUGCACCGUGUCGGAGAGUUGUCGGUAGAUACGGCAAUCACAACAACGCCGAUGAUGAUGACGAUGAUGCAUGAAGCAUCACCCGCGUCACCACUUACACCUGGUACGAUGUCAGUAGCACACGAUCGAGACCGAGAGCGCGUAUCUUCCUCUUGCUACUGCUGCUGCAUGUCUCCGUCAUUUCAUGCGGCCGAUAGAGGCAUAUCAUCGUCACCAUCACCAUCAGCUUCAUCAUAUAAAUCAAGGGCACAGCAUGCGAGUGGACCGUCCGUUUGGUGGCUAAAAAUAAAUAACAAUGCACGGAGAGCAUUGCUACAGUACCGGUCGUCGUGGAUGUCGUCGUCGUCGUUGUUGCCGCCGUGGUGGCCAUGAACGUCAGCUCGCCGUAGUUCGUUACCAGCUGCAGUGGAACCCGAUCGUUGCAGCCUUUUGCAGGACGUUCUUCGCGCGGGACGGGAUGUUUACCGUCUUAUAUAACGACAGUGUGUGCAGUGCAAGCGACAGCGUGUUUGGACGAUCGUGUUGAGCGCCUCCAGCGCCUUGCGUACGAGAAAGUAUAGGAAAUCGUUUGGUUUAGUUCGUUUGUUCACAAUGGAUAAAACGGUCCCGGAGCCAAGUGCUUCGAAGCCUCCCGCCGCUGCGGUGCAUCCUAACAGCAGUAACAGUGGCCCCAGCGUUACAGCCAGUGGAAAGGGCAAACGACCAUUUCUCGGUUUACUCUCGAAACGCUCGUCACGUGUUGAGCCGCAGCGAUGCUCGGAGAGCGAAGACGAGCAGCAAACGUUCGACAGUGGGUCGAGCUUCAGUCUGGUCGGUAAUCAUCAUACCGCUCCCGCAACACAACCAAAUGCAUUGCGGAAAGCGACAACAGCAAACAAUAGCAGCAGCAGCAGCAACAACAACAAUAACCACAACAACCGCAACAACAGUAGCAGCAACAGCAAUGGAGGCACCGUUACCGCUACGACCACAUCAACCAGCAGCGCAAGCCAGCGGCAAGAUUCGUCUAACCCGAGUGAUACCAACUCGUACCAGCUGCUCUCGACGUCAUCGACGACGACUACUACCACCACGACCUCGUCCACCGGGCCGGAGGGUUCAGCGGUGACGAAAAUACCGACCGCUGUACGAAAGCGUGACGCGUCCUCUACCCGACUCUCGCUCGGCAAUCGUUUGAGCAAUUACGUUGCAGGAUCAAAUAACACAUCCGCCAGCACUGGCGGCGGAGCAGGCGGACAGUUCAAUCUCUGCUGCUCGAUCGACGAGGCGAUCGUGAAAUCACCGCCGCGCAAUCGAUACUCGCAUCCGGCGACGGGUAGCUCCAGUGCCGGUAGUGAUUCGUACGAUCUAGAGAUGCAGCAGCGUCGGCAGCAGCUGAAGCUGGAGCUAACUGCCAAGACGUGCACCAGCUAUCCGAUCGAAAAGACGAGCCCGUUGCGCCACCGGCGACCGCUGGAAGUGGGCCCGCGGGUGGAAACACCCCAGGAAGAGGAGGACGUAAGCGGGCGCAGCCCGAAAGCAAACGUUUCGCUCGUGAACAAUCGCGUCGUAACGAAGCCGAUCGUUUUCCGCGAGUACCAGAACCACACGCAGCGCGCCAUCAUGUCCAGCAAGUCACGAUUCAAGGAGCGCUUUCUUCCACCGCUGCAUCGCUGCAACAUGGACGGGUACGAAAAGAUGGAACAGCACUACAGCUCGCCGAACAUUGCCGAAAAGGAAGACGAUCUGCUGCUGCCCGGUGGGUGCGAUUCGCUCGAUCAGCACGAAUCGCGCAAAUCCAUGUCGUUCGACAUGGUACCGACCGGUGCAGUCGGCGACGGCGGUACGGACGAGUCCGACACGGGCGUAAAGGGACCGCCGGGCUCGGCCGAUUCACUCGCCCGGCAGGCCCUGAUGGCUGCCCACGUGCUCAACUUGAUACCGGCGGAAAAGGCACGCCAGCGCAACUUUCUGCACGGCCGGCUCGGCUCUACGUCGCUGCUAGGUGCAACGGAGCUGGACAAAAUACUUCCCACCCGCGAGGUUACCAUCUUUAUCGGCACGUGGAACAUGAACGGCCAAAGUCCGCCGCGCCAGAUGAACGAUUUUGUGCUGCCGACAGCACUCGAGCACGUGCCCGAUAUUAUUGUGUUCGGUACGCAAGAGUCCUGCUCGGAGCGGUUCGAGUGGGAGGUGACACUGCAGGAAACGCUCGGCCCAUCGCACAUUCUGCUACAUUCCACCAGUCUCGGUACGCUCCAUUUGGCCGCCUUCAUCCGGCGCGACUUGAUUUGGUUCUGCUCGGAACCGGAAGACGCCUGUCUGUCGGUGCGGCCCGGUACAGCCUUCCGCACGAAGGGUGCGGUGGCGAUCUCCUUCUGCCUGUUUGGCACAUCGUUCCUGUUUGUAACGUCCCAUCUAACAGCCCACCAGCAGAAGGUGAAGGAGCGCGUGUCGGACGUGAAGAAGAUUAUACACGCGCUCGACCUGCCGCGCAAUCUUACGGUGAAGCACCGGAACAAGGACGUCACGCAAAACUUUGACAGUGUGUACUGGUGUGGGGAUUUAAACUUUCGGCUGAGCGAACCGCGCGACAAGCUGAUGCAGUGGAUCGAAACGACCCAGUUCCCGCUGCCGGCCCACCUGCCGCACGGUUUUAUGCACACGGAUCAACUCACCUCGGUGCUUUCGGACGGGGCUGCGUUUCGAGGAUUCCGCGAGGCUAAAAUUACCUUCCCACCUACGUACAAGUACGAUCCUGGAACGCAGCGUUUCGAUUCGUCCAGCAAGCAGCGUGCGCCCGCGUACACCGACCGUAUCCUGUACAAAUUUAAACCACUCCCUGUGACAACGGUGCACCGGCGGGGGUCAAAUUUGCCACCAGGAGGCAAAAUAUCGCAUCCUCCCUCUCCGGUCAAAUGUAUUGCGUAUGAUUCAGUGCAAAGCAUCACCUCGUCCGAUCACAAACCGGUAUGGGCACUGUUCCGGAAUAUCAUUCGACCUGGCAUUGACACGUAAGUAGUCGUCUUUUCUUGUGUGUGUGAUUCGUAGCAAUCAACGGUUGCAAUUUGUGCAUUUUUUUAGCGUUCCAUUAGCGGCAGGACUGUUUAACCGUGAAGUUUACUUGGAAGGCAUGAAGCGGCGCUUGGACAAUUCGGGAGCAGGUUCAUCUGCCGUGUGCAAUAUUCAAUGACGCCGGCUGUUUGACCGUUAAAGGUAAGAAAAGAUACGUAAGAAGGGCUCUGUGGAAGAUUGCGGAAGGUUUUUUCAACAAUAGGAUCAUAAGAGGACAUUUUUAGCGCGAAAACAAGCAGGGAAUUUUAGUGGAACAAUGAAUUGAUCAAACCAAGCGAUUUGACAAUGCGCAAUGCUGGAGCUUACUAUUGAUAAGACAUAUAUAGCUUCCACAGAGUAAGGUGUUAAAACUAGAUCGAAACUCUACCAUUACAUAGAGGUGGCGUAAAAUUAGUGGAUGAAACGUAUUGUGGUAAGACAUGCCGUAUUGGCAGACGUAUUGGCAGACUGAUAUGCGGUCCUUUAAUUCCUUUACGAGCCACUAGUGCGCUUGAAUACGAUAAAAAAAUACUAUGAGCGUCAGUGUGAAGGCGUGAACAUUAGCCACUUACAAGAAUUUUCUCUCAACGGAAAGCCUUAAGUGUUCCUUCUCCAUUUACUCUAGUCAGCGAUGUGCAGUAAGUGUCUCGUACAUGUAAAUGCCAUCGAUCGCAACCACUAGUCAUCUACUCGAGUGCACAGUUAACCGAGUAAAACCAACCAAAAACAAAUGAUUCUCAAGGCUCAUUGGCUCAUUAGCUUAAACUAGGGAGUAAGUGUUUUAGCACGUUUGUGAGUGUAUAUGUGUGUGUAUAGAAGCGUUACUAAAAUGCAAUUGAGACCCAGAAACUGAUAUGGAACAUAGCGGUAGGCAUCAACUAGAUGUGGUAAUUGAUAAUAACCGAACUGCAGAAUAGAUUGCCAGUGACUGUAGCGAGUAAAAAGACAAAAGAAAACCUUGUAGCCUUUCUCUGUAGUUUAGAUUGAUUAGAAAUUGUAUACACUAUACUUACUGCAGCAACGCAGAGUGGAAAGGUUUAUAGCACUAGACCAGCAUCGUGAUGUGUUCCGAUAAGUGUUUGUGAAGUGAAGGGAACUUAACCAUUUCGAGUAACUGAAAGACAAACUAACUGUUCCUAUCCUAGCUAGCUGGUGGGAAGCAAUUAGUAGUGCAUAUUUCGAAUCAGCUUUCAGACCGUGUAUCUCACACAACUGCAGAGGCUGAACAAACAUAUCUAAUGCACUAGAAAACGUCAAUUCGAUGCUAGGAACGAUUUACUUUACUUUUUACUACAGCUUUACUUCUUUGCGCAGAAAAGCAUUGACAAUUUACGCGAGUCGUUAUAUGUUUAUUAUAUUUAUAUCAGUUGUGAUCUUAAAAAAAAAACACGGUUCUAGUCAUCAGGUUCAGUGGAUAACAUUUAAUUUAUAUGGUUUUUGUUUUUAUUCAUUUUUAUUCAUUCGCUUUUUUAUAUCUUCAAUUGCGUGUUUACUGAUUCAUUUAUAGAUUUACUUAGCUGCUUAUGGAUCUUUUGAGUUGAUUUUAUCUUUUAAUUUUGUUAUUUUUUAACUCUACAUAAGAUAACAUACUAUAAGCAUGAUCAUUCAUUUGAAACUAGUUUGGCAAUAAUAUAAUCUACAAAAGUUGUAUCUUAAGCUUUCAAAUCGCUAGUUAAGAAAAACUGUUCCACAAAUAGGAACUUGGUGUGAUAGCUCAUGUAGUAGUAGAUUGAUUUUUCGUAACAAAACAAUAUACACCUGUAUGAAACCUCUACACUCCUAUAUGAUACAGUACUGUAGAUCAGCUUAAAGCGAGAUUCAUAUUCUUAAUACCAGUAGCGAUCGUGUUCGACCUGAGCCUACCAACCCAACUAUCUCGAGUAGUGAAGAAGCAAAGAACUUUCUUAUUCCUGUGCCUUUUGCUGUUUUACAAAACAACAUAUACGACGCUCACUGGCGGUUGAGCAAAAACCGAGCUACUAACAAACAUCAACAACCAACUGUCAGACUAGUCGCACGAUACAACAUUGGAAUGGCGAAGUUUAUGGCCGUACUUAAAAACAACAUUAUCAUCCUGGAUGCUUAUAAACAAUAUAUUCGAUUAUUAUCAUGUUCCACUAACGAUGCAUGCAUUCCUUUAUACAUUCUCCAACGGGAACCGGCCCUUGAAUGAGUGAAAACAUAGCGUUCUACUACUACACGAUUGGAAAUUGUUUUGUGUUCUACCAGUAGUUCACAUAUUUAAAUUUGGCUAUUAAAAGUGUAGAAUCUAGCGAAAGUACUUUAAGUUUAGCCAGUUCCAAGGACAUCAGUUUCAUAAACAAACAACCACAAAAACCAUCCAUUCCCUUGUGUGCUGGUCAGUUUAGUAUACACGUGUGAACGACAAUUCUUAAAAUUCAUCCAAUUCUCAACGCUACCAGAUAGGUGAUCUUAACUUAACACAAAAAAGGCUACAUAAUAUACAUAUACAUCUCUAAGGCGUCUCAAAUGGGAACUGUAUCGAUAUCUUCCAACUGCGUUAUGGAUUAGCAGAAAUAUAAACAAAGGAAAACUAUCUCAUAACGUGCAGUAAAAAAGAACAAAUAGCAGUCUUAUAGCAUCUAAGAAAAUGUACUCGAGUAGCGCUCUUCUUGGCACACAGCAGAACUCGGUGCCAUCAGAGUUAAACUAUGGCUCUCUAGGUUAAGUAGCAAUAGUAAUGCAUCUCAAAAGAACCAGCUCAUCUUGAUCAGCAAUGAAUGUACGAAUAAAAGCAAAUAUCAAAUCAGUGAUGAAACGCUGAUUUCUUUUACCAUUUUCAUUCUUCUCUAAAA
Molecule: messenger RNA, 6292 nt
Organism: Anopheles gambiae (African malaria mosquito)
Lineage: Eukaryota; Metazoa; Arthropoda; Insecta; Diptera; Culicidae
Gene: INPP5E
Product: inositol polyphosphate 5-phosphatase E
Exons: 3
Coding region: 1035-3440 (801 amino acids)
Biological process (GO): phosphatidylinositol dephosphorylation
Molecular function (GO): phosphatase activity
Source: RefSeq, a predicted model, not a curated record